AACACUUAUCACUCUUUGGUUCACUCAUUAUAAAAAGAAGUGGGCAAGAGACGGUUCUUCAGCACUGCUCUAUGUUCUCUUCUCAGUGUAUGAGCGUGAGUUUCUGCUGGGAUUUCUAGAGAACCUUAUUCUCAUAUGGCAGGAAACAACUCAUUAUUCUACUGCGCUGAACCACACAAGAAUGUUGGGAAGGUCCUGGUACCAAUUCUAUCCUUAGAGUUCAUUUGUGGAUUGGUUGGGAAUAUGUUGGCGUUAUGGGUCUUCUGUUUCCGGAUCAGAUCUUGGAAGACCUACACAGUGUACAUGCUCAAUCUGGUCAUCGCAGACCUCCUCCUCAUCGCCGGCCUGCCUCUCAGAAUCAUUAACUAUCAUGAACAGGAGAACUGGACUUUCUCCGAACCUACCUGCAGGAUCAACUUAUUCAUGCUGGCCAUGAAUCGUACAGCCAGCAUCUGCUUUCUCACCACUGUGAGCAUUGACCGAUAUUUCAAAGUCGUCCAUCCGAGGCACCGUUUCCACGUCACUACGCUAGCGGGAGCAGUGAAGGUGGCAUGCCUGCUGUGGGUACUGACCAUCCUCAUGUCCAUCCACCUCACCCUGGCCAAGCUAGUGGACAUAAAUCCUCAGCAGGAGAAAAACUUCACGCUUUGCAGAAGUUAUAGCUCCUACCGAAAUCCGACCCCUGGCAUGAUCUGGCAUGGUGUACUUUUCUUCAUGGAGUUCCUGGUAGCAUUUAGCCUGAUCAUCUUCUGCACUUUCAGCAUCCUCUGGCAGCUGAGGCGCAUCAAAAUGGACUCACAGGCAAAGGUCAAGCACAUCCAAAAGCUGGUCAUUCUGAUUAUGAUCAUGUUUGCCAUCUGCUUUAUGCCCAGUAUUGUGGCAGCAGUGGUGGCCCUGCUGGUCAAAAGUCUCUACCGUGAUGACUGUGACAAGUUCAACAUCUUUGGCCGUGUGUUUCAUGGCUCCCUGGCCUUCACCUACAUGAACAGUGUGCUGGACCCGGUCUUGUACUGCUUCUCCAGUCCCUCUUUCAGAGACAACGUCAAGCUGACACUGCAGUCUAUUUGUAUAUGGAAGAAAGGAUCUGAAGUCUCUAGCAAGCACCUGAGGUAAACGUUAAGAUGUACAAAUAAAAUGUCCCCCUCAGGAGCUGGGGUGUAGUAUACAGACUGGACUGCUCCACUGUUACCGUUGCUUUUGAUACUGCCAAAACAAAUUGUUUCAUUUCCACAAGGAAUUAAACAAAGGAAACAUUUAAUUUAAUGCAGCAUGUGCACCUGUACAAAGAAAACUUUUAAAGUCUGUUUCUGAUUCUUCUUCAAAAGAGUAUUCAAUCUUCAUUCGAUUGAAAAACAUACUGCUUCCUCUACAUUGUGCAUAAUCUUCACUGCCUUACCAGUUAAUUGUUGUGAUGAACUAUUACCUAUUACCAAUAAUUAGCAACUAUUAAAAAGUAAUGUAAAUGUUUUAAUGGUCUUAAAAAUCAGAAAUCCUGGAAAUAAUUUCACACAUCGCAGAAAACAAAGUUUGUCCCAUAAAUCUACCAGAUUUGUUUUAAUUGCCUUGUAAAAUAAAAUAAAGCAUUAUUGCUUAUUGAUUAACUUUAUUGUGCUGUAUAGUUAUUAAUGAGCAGUUCAAGGAAGUCCUACUGUAAGAUGUACAGAAUAUCCACUUUCUCAGUGUCAAAAAUUAGGAAGUUAAAACCUAGUGAAAUUGCUACACAAACCUAUAAAAACUGCAACAAAGAAUAUUCUUUAUAAAGCCUGUUAGCUCCUCUAUUCUAAAUUGUUUUUUUAUUGUUAAUGUCAAUAUAGACAUUGAUUUAAAUGGUUUGCAUAAAAAUAUAAAUACAUACUCUUUAGAAACUAUGCAAUAGAACUACAAGUCACCCUUUCAAGCAGUGGAAUAGUGUCUGUAAAGGGCAAGACAGCCGUUAGCUACAGUAUUUUCACAAUGGCUUCAACCAAAAAAAAGCCAUGUACCACGUUUUAAUGAAAACCAUUGCUAAUGGGAUUUUAUUUUAAAUGAAAAAGCUGCAUCUGCAAGUCCUACAGAAUUUGCAAAAAAUAUCUGCUAAAUAACUUUUUGCUGAGAUUGUAGUUGUGUUCUGCAUAUUUUGGGAAAAUUAAUAAUCCAGCUUUAUUAAGUGGGUCCAUGAUAUUAACUGUGUGGGCAUGAACAGAAUGCUGGACAAUUGUAGGCUUAAGCCUAGAUCUGAGAGCAUGAACAUGAAGCUCAAUUGAGAAGUGCAAGCAGGCUGAAUAUGCCACCAGAAAACCUCAAACACCCAGACAGAAAAAAACAACAUCCUUGGCCACAGUGCUUCAAAACAGCCCACACCCUAUUAAAUACAGACAGCAAUUCUAUCAGCUGUUGUUUAGUGUGUUUCUCCAUAGCUAGCCAAAGACGAAUACAAAGAUGUGUGUUGGAAGUAUAAACAUAAAUAAUUCAUGUAUAUACAGUGUAAAUAUACCAUAUUCAGAAUGAUAAAAUUGCAUUCAAUGUGCACUCAAAAACAUGCAGAAUGACACUGUGUGACUUAGAAUAAAUGGAUAUGGGCACUUUCUGCCCAUUCGAAAAAAUAUACCUGACAAUAAUCCUGUAAAAUACGUGAAAUACAUAAAUACAUACAAUUCAAGAAAUUGUGACUACUGCUUGUUUUUUGUGUGUGAAAAUUUCAUGAAACACUGUUGACUGACAAGAAUACACAAAUAUAAGAUUUGAUACAGUCAUAAUAUUUAUUCACCACUGUAAAAUUGUAAGACUUUUUGAACACAAUCAAAGUAGUCACAAUUUGAGUCAAAAUCUGUAAAAGGAAUGAAUGUAUAAUUUGUAAUUGUUGGAAACUCAUCUGGAUAUGAGAUCACCAGUCUGGUGUCCUAACAGGACCUCCCUGCUAGAUGCCUUUCAACGCACUGCGUACAUUUCAGAGCUCAAUGGAAAAUUUCAAAUGCAUUAUACUUUCUGCUCAAUUUUCUUUCAUGUUGGUUAUAACAUUCUUGCCACAUUAUACUCUUAAGUGUUUAGUUUUUAAGUGCUUCUUCAAUAAUAAUUUUCAUUAUAUACAUUUUGUAUGCAAUGUAACAAACAGAAUGUCAUAUCCGCUUCCUUCAUAAUACAAGCUAAAGCUUCCAGUAGUCAUGAAGGUUAAUAAAAGCUCUCCAUCUUUA
Molecule: messenger RNA, 3170 nt
Organism: Lepisosteus oculatus (spotted gar)
Lineage: Eukaryota; Metazoa; Chordata; Actinopteri; Semionotiformes; Lepisosteidae
Product: hydroxycarboxylic acid receptor 2-like
Biological process (GO): G protein-coupled receptor signaling pathway
Cellular component (GO): plasma membrane
Molecular function (GO): G protein-coupled receptor activity
Source: RefSeq, a predicted model, not a curated record